CGGGCAAAGCACUAGAUUUAUUUUUUAACACUAUGGGGACGACGUCUUUGACAUCGCUACAAGCGAUUACGCUUGUAGCGAUUAACUUUGACCUCAAUACUCGCUGGCUUAGUGGCCCCAGGUCGGUUCCCACGUAUACCAUCAAACGUAGCGCUAGGAUGUCAUUCUUAACGCUAACAGGCGAGUCUAACUUUUUGUAUAAAAACUUUUUUUUACAGUUUUUUGUGGUUUCUUACUCAGAUCCCUCCCCCCCUCGUUGAGCUCUCGCAACCUUACUCACCGGCAGGAACACAACACUAUGAGUAGGGUCUAGUGUUAUUUGGCUACGGUUUUCUAUAAGGCUUGGCUAAACUCCCAGCCCGCGCAGCCAACAUGUCAAUCGUUCAUGCUCCGUAGCGAACGAAACGCAACUGUCACUGUCGCACUAAUAUGGAAGAGUGAUAGAGAGAGCUCACUAUACUACGCUACGGAGCAUUAUCCGAUUGGCAUGUUGACUACGCACCCUGGUUCGCGUGAGCGUUCGCCUCGCUCGUUCCGAACAAGAAAUUGUGAAUGCUAGGUAACGUGCGCUCGCGCACACUGUUGGCGCCAUGACAGUCGGUGACAGUGACUUGUGCGGUGAACUGUGAACUGUGAACUGCGGCAGUGCAGUAACCCCUCCUUGACACAAGAGUCCUCCGAGCUAGUGGAACGUCGGCGUCGCCCGGCUGACAUGUCAUUACGUCCGACUGCUGACAGAUGGGCUCAGCCUGAAAUAUGACGCAGAUGUUGCCAUAUCUCAUCCUAGUCUUCGCUAUCCAGCCCGCCUUCAAUCUACCUCAGAAAACAGACUUCCACGACAUCAAGAGAGAGCUCCGAAAGAAGAAAGGGAUAAACAUAGCGUAUCCUCUCCCUGUCACUCAUCACCUGCUACUACCAUCUCAGCUACACGUUCUCCCUGCCACGUCUAACGUCCAUCACAGCUCCGUGCAUACUGGACUUCAACAUAUAGUCACUAGUAAUGGAAAGAUACCGGUGUACUCGCAAACUGUGUCGCAUUCCUCUACUAACAUCACACAUCCAACGCAGCUUGUCCCAAUUCUAGUGCCAAUCCAACAUAAUUAUGUACAACAACAUAAUGUUCAACAGCAACACAACAUAAUACAGCAGCAACUAUUGCACGAUUUGUCUGUAAUACCUUUGAGAGCACAGAAGUUUGGGCAUUUAAGAGUUGAGAAGAAGGCAGAAGAUAGAGACGACAUGAACCAUUUUAGGACAUUCUACGGUGGUUUCGGAAAUGGUCUGUACUUCGGUGGCCACGGCGCCGGCCACGGGUUCUAUGCUUAUGGAAAAUGAACUCUAAUUAGACUGCAUAAGGUUGUUAAAUAGGAUUUGUUAAAAGUCCGUUCUAUUUAAUGCGAUUUUAGGUAAAUGCCUCGGGUUUUGCGAUCUCUUUGUGCUUUCUAGUGGUUUAGGAUGUGGGCGCACUGGAAGCGUAAUAUUUAGUGACUUAUAAUUUAUAAUAAACCUUAGUUUUAAGGAUUAUUAUGACACGAAUAAAUUUAAAAGUAAAAAAAAUAUUGCCUUGGGUAAGACUUGAACUCACGUCCUCUGGAUAGAUACUCCAGCGCUCUGCCGACUGAGCCACCAAGAUCUCAUCCAUAGCCAGCGAAUCAUUCCACUAUAUGAGUACGGAACCCUAGCGACAUCUACCGUAAGAGCGUUACACUUCUUAAACGGCAACCAGAGCUCCAAGUUAUAUUGGAUUUUUUUUUUCUACUUUUAAAUUUAUUCUAAGCUCAAUAGCAUCGCUCGCAGACAUUUCUGCUUGUAACAAAAUAUUUUAUUACGACACGAUUGUAUAAAUGAUGCUUUUAAAUUUGGUGUUUUAAAUGUAAUUGGGGGCCUAGACCAUGUCAUAAUCCUACAUGAACAUACGUCAAACAAAUAGAAAAGAUAUAUCAGAAUGACAGAUGCUACAAAGAGUGACAUUGAUUGAGUAAGAUGCGCAAAAUCUAAGACAAUUUCGCGCUUCAAAUUUGACAAGUAAACGAGAUGGCGCUGUACUAGAGCUCUAUACAUUUUGCGGUAACUCCGAUUGUCAAACGUUGACGUUUGACAAUUCAGUGACCGCAAGACAUACAGUCAUCUGUUUUGGAUGUCAAAGUAAGGAGCAUGUUUUUUUCUUACACUUUAUGUCUCUAUUACAAUCAAUUCUCUUUGCUACAUUAUUUAUACUUCGAUUUUAAUUUUUUUAAAUCUUGUUUAGGCCCCUUGGUUCUUCGUUUUUUAUUUAUCAUAAAUAAAGAAAACAACUUUUAAUAAAUGUACAUCUUUUAGUAUAGUUUGAUCAUUAUUUUGAACAAAUUGUAUUUUAAUAGAUAGCGUUUAGUCUGUAGCCUGUCUACCUA
Molecule: messenger RNA, 2390 nt
Organism: Cydia pomonella (codling moth)
Lineage: Eukaryota; Metazoa; Arthropoda; Insecta; Lepidoptera; Tortricidae
Exons: 3
Coding region: 757-1335 (192 amino acids)
Source: RefSeq, a predicted model, not a curated record